This is a messenger RNA of Benincasa hispida (wax gourd), 2003 nucleotides long. It is a transcript of the gene NCED2, whose product is annotated as nine-cis-epoxycarotenoid dioxygenase 2. Gene Ontology annotation, molecular function: carotenoid dioxygenase activity. NCBI's taxonomy places the organism in Eukaryota, Viridiplantae, Streptophyta, Magnoliopsida, Cucurbitales, Cucurbitaceae. Gene Ontology annotation, cellular component: chloroplast stroma. Gene Ontology annotation, biological process: carotene catabolic process. The record is from RefSeq and is a predicted model, not a curated record.
ACAAGAAUUCCAAAUCCUUCCUUUCUCUAUAUAAAUGCUUCCUUCUCUCUCAAUUUUCCCCUACAAAAAAAAUCAUUCUCUCUCUCUUUCUCUCUAGAAACUCCAAUUUCUUCUUCUUCUUCUUCUUCUUUUUUAACAGAAAAAAGAAAAGAAUAGAAAAGAAAAAGAAAAUUCAUUUCUUUUCAACAUAAAAAAAAAAAAAAGACUAUGGGCUUGGGCUUGGGCUCUCCUACAAGGCCCAUCAACAUUGUGAAGAAGAAGCCCAAUCAGAGAAACGAGGUGAUUUCGUCCCCACUAAACUCCCCGUCUGUGUUCCAUUUCCCAAAACAGCCCAAUAAACAGCCAAGAAUCACAGAAGACGUCACUUUCAAAUGUCGUCAUCCUUCUCACUGGAAUUUACUGCAAAAAGGAGCUUCCAUGGCCUUCGACAUCCUUGAACAAGCUUUCCUAAAUAACGACAAUCGAAAUCUUCCUAAAACCUUCGACCCACAUGUCCAAAUCGCCGGGAACUAUGCUCCGGUGCCGGAACACCCAGUUUCUCACUCACUUCCGGUCACCGGCGUAAUCCCCGAUUGCAUCAAUGGCGUCUAUCUCCGUAACGGCGCAAACCCAUUUUUCGAACCCCUUGCUGGCCACCACCUGUUCGACGGCGACGGCAUGAUUCAUGCUGUCACAAUCGGUGGUGGACGUGCCAGCUACGCCUGCAGGUUCACUGAAACAGAAAGGCUCGUGCAAGAAAAAGCCAUCGGCCGGCCGGUGUUCCCUAAGGCCGUCGGUGAGCUUCAUGGACAUUCCGGCAUUGCCCGUCUUCUUCUCUUCUAUGCUCGAGGGCUCUUUGGACUAAUCGACCACCAUCACGGCACCGGAGUCGCCAACGCUGGUUUGGUCUACUUCAACGGCCGUCUUUUGGCCAUGUCAGAGGACGACCUUCCUUACCACGUCCGUAUCACCCCUUCCGGCGACCUAAUCACCGCCGGUCGGUAUAAUUUCGAGGGCCAACUCAAUUCUCCAAUGGUCGCUCACCCCAAAAUCGACCCGGAUACCGGCGAGCUUUUUGCUCUUAGCUACAAUUUCACUCAUAAGCCGUAUCUUAAAUACUUCCAAUUCUCACCAGAUGGGAAAAUUUCACCGGAAAUCGAAAUUCCAGUGGAAAUUCCAACGAUGAUGCACGAUUUCGCCAUAACAGAGAACUUCAUUGUGAUCCCUGACCAGCAAGUCAUUUUCAAUCUUAAGAAAAUGCUCACCGGAGGAUCUCCAGUGAUGUACGACGAGAAAAAGAAUCCCCGAUUCGGGUUCUUACUGAAAAACGCAAGAGACUCGUCAAAUCUCACGUGGGUUGAUUCUCCUGCUGACACGUUCUGUUUCCAUCUCUGGAAUGCGUGGGAAGAAACAGAGUCAGACGAGAUCAUCGUGAUCGGGUCCUGCAUGACCCCACCGGAUUCCAUUUUCAACGAACGAGACGAGGAAUUCAAGGCGGUUCUAACCGAAAUCCGGUUCAAUUUGAGGACCGGGGAAUCGGCUCGCCGGGCGAUCAUUUCGGAAUCGGAGGACGUGAACCUGGAAGUCGGAGUUGUGAACCGGAACCGGCUGGGGAGGAAAACUCGGUACGUUUAUUUGGCAAUUACAGAGCCAUGGCCGAAGGCCUGUGGGUUCGCGAAAGUGGAUGUUUCAUCAGGAGAGAUAAAGAAGUAUAUUUAUGGCGAUGAACGGUACGGCGGAGAGCCGUUUUUUUUGGGAAGAGAAAUGGGUUGUGAUUGUGAGAGAGAAGAUGAUGGGUAUAUAGUGGUGUUGGUGCACGACGAGAAGAAAUGGAGAUCAGAGCUUCAGAUUGUGAACGCCAUUGAUUUGAAGUUGGAAGCUUGUGUGGAGCUGCCAAGUAGAGUACCUUAUGGUUUUCACGGCACUUUUGUACAUGCUAAUGACUUAACACAUCAGGCUUAGUUCAGCACAAAUAGUUGUAAUUGUUUCUAGUAAUCAUUGGACGUUGAUUCAAAAUUUUGUCA